AUGGAUGAAGAAGGUGGACAAAUGGGGCAAAGUGUCCAAGAAUGGGGGAGAGGAAGGGGAUGGCGUCCUAUACGGAGUGGACCCCCUGGAUUUCCAUGCCGAAAACGUGAUGCAAUCUUGAGGGAAUGCACCCCAGAGCAAGUUGUGGGACCAACCUUUAAUCUUCUUACAGAAUCUCCAACUAUAGAGGAAGAGGCUUCUCGUCCUUAUUUGAUCCCGAGACCAGGGAUUACAGCUGGCGAUAACGGGGAUGCUGCCAUGGAGGAUGUAAGAGUAUCGGUACCCGCCCCAACACAGAAGAAACGUGGACGUGGCCCAGCCAUAUGCACUGAGUUUGAGAAGCUUCGUAAGCACGGGCUAAUACAUUUGAAGAUCAAUGAUGGGGAGAUGGCUCCAUGUUGUUCUAAUGCCGGUAUGUUCACAACAAGAAUAACAUGGAUAUUGAAACACCAUGCACACAUGAGUCAUGCAAGGUGGACGGAUGUACCCAAGCCCGAGAAGGAUGAGUUGAUGGAGCGCAUCCGGGGUGACUUUGAAUUGGAUUGGGAGAAACACAAUCAUCAAAUGGCUGUUUGGAAAGCCCUACGUAAGCGGUUUAACGCUUAUCACCAUGAAUUGCACAAGAAGUAUAUGAAGUUUGCCACUCAUGAGGAGGCAUUGGCUUCCGAGACUAGUAUGGUCAACCCAAUAGUAUGGACUAAACUUUGUGAGAGAUGGGGAAGUGAUUCCUUCAAGAAAAUGUCAGCUAGAAAUAAAGAAAGUCGCAAGAAACUCGACGUUAAUCAUACAUCUGGGUGCAAGUCAUUUGUUAGGGUACUUGAGGAAAAGCGAGUACACGAAACCAACGUAGUGGACUUCUAUCGACACACUCGGUGGUCAAAGAAGAAAGAGAAGUUUGUGACCCCAGCAACGGAGCAUAAUUAUAACAAGAUGACCAGCAAAAUGGAUGCAUUAGAGCCUGAAAAACGGACGGAUGAAGCAGCAUCAGAAAUAUUUAGGUCAGUACUUGGUCAAAGAGCAGGAUAUGCACGAGGGUUAGGAGAAAUGGUAAUUCCAGACUCUAGAAGAGUACAUGAUCGUAUACGAGAUAAGGAGUAUGCGGAAUUGGUAGAACGACACAAGAAAGAUGCUCAAACUCACAAGGAUGAACUAGAGGCUGUACGGGAAGAUAUGAGGAAGAUGAUGGAGAGGCAACUUGAAUCUGAGAAGAAGAUGAUGGAGAAGCAACGUCAAACAGAGAAAUUAUUGAUGUCCUUAAUGUCGGAAAGGUAGCUGUGCUCAGAAAUGCAGCAGAGGCAGCCGUGGACUCAAAUUGCGAGGCAGCCGUGGGCUGAAUCACAGAGGGGGCCGUGGGCUGAAUCACAGAGGCAGCCGUGGGCUGAAUGACAGCGGCAACCAUAUUCUGAAAAGCAGAGGCAGCCAGCAUCAGAAUCUGAGGAGCCGGCUUCCUCAGAUUCAAUCUCACCCACUCCUUGGUCAACUCCAUGAGCUGCAUGCAGCUUGUGGAUGUCCCUGUUUUGGGAAUUUUUGGUAGUUAGGUGGCAGGUAAAAAUCUGGAAUUUUUUGGCAGUAAGGUUGAUUUGCUUAUUUGGGUUAGU
Carya illinoinensis is the source of this 1598-nucleotide messenger RNA. RefSeq lists its product as uncharacterized. Lineage: Eukaryota; Viridiplantae; Streptophyta; Magnoliopsida; Fagales; Juglandaceae. The transcript has 7 exons. The record is from RefSeq and is a predicted model, not a curated record. The coding region runs from base 1 to 1272 and encodes 423 amino acids.